Molecule: messenger RNA, 2004 nt
Organism: Pleurotus ostreatus (oyster mushroom)
Lineage: Eukaryota; Fungi; Basidiomycota; Agaricomycetes; Agaricales; Pleurotaceae
Exons: 8
Coding region: 1-2004 (667 amino acids)
Biological process (GO): protein phosphorylation
Molecular function (GO): ATP binding; protein serine/threonine kinase activity
Source: RefSeq, a predicted model, not a curated record
AUGUUCCCUGCCCCUCAACAACCCCAACAACCCCGCAUCGUCCCUCGCGACCAUCGACAGAACUUUGACGCCAUGCAUCGGUAUCCUUGUCUCAAGGAGAACUUUCCGGUCACUGUGAAGACGACCCCCCGCUGCCCAGAGCUCAUCCAGAAUGGUAUCGUGAUGGAGGACGUGUUGUACCGGCGCCGCAACAAGGCCCCCUAUCCGUCCAAGUCAGCCGCCGACCCUCCAAUCCGCACGCCGUGCGCCAUGGAAAUGUUCAUGGUCAAGGACAUCCUUGGUAAAGGGGCUUUCGGAGUGGUGUAUCUCGCCGAGGACCGCGUCCGUGGCUCGCGACACGCCAUCAAGACCAUCAGCAAGCAAUGCUCGCCUGUAGAGCACGAGCUCGUCCUGAAUGAGCAGCGGCUCAUGCGUGAGCUAGGCGAUAAUCCCUGGUUCGUCAACCUCGACGCUAGUUGGCACGACAUCAAGUGCUACUACCUCGCCAUGCCGUUCGUCUCUGGUGGUGAUCUCGACGGAGAAGUCCAACGGUGUGGACGCUUGGAGCCUGCUCGAGCUCUCUUCUACACCGCUGAACUAGUUAUCGCGCUGCAGACCCUUCACGGCCUCGGAAUCAUGCACCGGGACAUCAAGCUCGCGAACAUCCUCCUCAAAGGCGACGGCCACAUCGUCCUCAGCGAUUUCGGCCUGUCCAAACGCUUCGCGAAACCCUCAGUUAUCGGGGGCGCCGUUCUGCCUUGGUCGUGGAUGUCACGCCCCAAGACCCCGGAAGAGCGGGAGAUGUACUACGCGCAUGAAGGCUGCGGCACGCCCCAGACGAUGGCCCCAGAGAUCAUCCAGGGCAAGCCGUACACGUUUGAGGUCGAUUACUGGGCGCUCGCUGUGGUCAUGCACCUUAUGCUCAUUGGUCGGGCACCUUUUGAAGGAAGAAGAGCCGAUCUCAUUCGGCAGAUCCUAUACGGACCUCUCGUGUUCCGGGACAACGACGUGAUCUCUCCUUCUGCGAAAGGGCUUCUCCGCCGGAUGCUUGAAAAGGAUCCCGAUGACAGACUUCUGCGGACCUCCAUCAAGAAGCACGCUUACUUCGCUGCAGUUGACUGGGAUAGACUUGAACGGAGGGAGGUCGCUCCUCCUUAUGUUCCUCAACCAUAUGUUCCUUCUUCUCGUGCCGCUCCAACUGGAUAUGCCCCUGGAAUCCCGUUCGCCCCUCACGAGGACCCUGCGCCUGGUUUCAAUUUUAUGUCUGCUACGGUUCGCUCUGCUAUAGCUCUUUUUACUCGCUCUCGCUCCCGUGUUGCCUCGACACCUGUUCCCGCUCCUCCUGCUCCUCCUGCUCCUCGUCAACGGGUUUCAUCAGCGCCUACACCUGCUCAUCCUCAGUCCCGGUCCCGGUCUCAUUCCCGUUCGCGCCCUCAUCAGCCUCACCCUGCACCCCCUCUUUCUCGUUCCCGUGGCGCUUCGACGUCUACCCGUCCCCCUGCUGGUACUCGCUCCCGUUCUCGUUCUCGUUCCCGUCACCCUGUGCCUCCUGUGCCCCCUGUGCCUCCUCUUCCUCCUCUUCCUCCUGUGCCUCCUGUGCCUCCUCUUCCUCGCUCUUGCCGCACCACCGGUCCUUCGCCCGCAGCGUCCGCCUUGCCCACCCCGCCCGCCUCGCGGAAUGUCAAUGCCAAGGUGGCCGGACGCGGCACCGCGACCGAAGCCGGCGCCCGCUCGUACGGUCCCAAGGUUACCGCGUUUCUCUCGCGCUGGGUCAGGCCGUCGCGCGCUGCAGGCCAGGCGGGCGUGGGGGGCGCUGGUGCGGGGAAGGCGUCCGUUCCGAUUUGGCAUGCGUGGCAUUCUGCGACGUCGGCUGGCUCGUCGCACUCGGGAUCCGCCUCGGGAGCGCCGCGUUCUGAUGAUCCUGCUGGAAACGCUGCGCCUUCACCUACUUCGAGCGGGUUUAUGUGCCGGAUCCGCCUCUGGACGCGCAAGAUCUGGUCCGCGACGGGGUCGACUUCUGCUUGA